Asparagus officinalis (garden asparagus) is the source of this 1054-nucleotide messenger RNA. RefSeq names its product xyloglucan endotransglucosylase/hydrolase protein 24-like. Gene Ontology annotation, biological process: xyloglucan metabolic process; cell wall biogenesis. Gene Ontology annotation, molecular function: xyloglucan:xyloglucosyl transferase activity; hydrolase activity, hydrolyzing O-glycosyl compounds. Gene Ontology annotation, cellular component: cell wall; apoplast. The transcript has 3 exons. Lineage: Eukaryota; Viridiplantae; Streptophyta; Magnoliopsida; Asparagales; Asparagaceae. The record is from RefSeq and is a predicted model, not a curated record. The coding region runs from base 2 to 895 and encodes 297 amino acids.
AAUGUCUUCCUCUUUAGAAUUUGUGACGAUAUUUACUCUGUUAGUUGCUUCUUAUUUGCUUAGUGUUGUGCACUGUGGCAAUUUCUAUGAUGACGUAGAAAUCCAAUGGGGUGGUGGCCAUGGCAAGAUUUUUGACAAUGGCAAGCUUCUCUCGUUGUCUCUUGAUAAAUAUUCUGGCUCUGGAUUUCAGUCUAAGAGCAAGUAUCUCUUUGGAAGACUUGAUAUACAAAUGAAACUUGUUCCUGGAAAUUCUGCUGGCACUGUCACUACUUUUUAUUUGUCAUCAGAUGGGCCAGCCACAGAUCCAAACCAUGAUGAGAUCGACUUUGAGUUCCUUGGUAAUCUUACCGGAGAACCAUAUACCCUCCACACCAAUGUGUUUGCCAAUGGAAAAGGGGAUAAGGAGAUGCAGUUUCAUCUGUGGUUUGAUCCAACUAAGAAUUUCCACACCUAUUCAAUCCUAUGGAAUCCGCAACAUAUCAUCUUCUUGGUGGACAACAUCCCAAUAAGAGACUUCAAGAACCAUGACUCAAUGGGAGUCCCAUUUCCUAAGACUCAACCCAUGAGAUUAUACUCGAGCAUAUGGGACGCUGAGGAGUGGGCUACAAGGGGAGGCCUCAUCAAGACGGACUGGAGCAAAGCACCAUUCACUGCAUACUACCAAAAUUUCAAUGUCGAUGCUUGUGUUUGGUACUCAACCUCUGGCAUUUCUAGUUGUGCUUCUAAAAAUUCGAUGGAUUCAAUGGCGAGCAAGAAUGCGUGGUUUUUUGAAGAAAUGGACAAUGCUAGUUAUCGGAGGAUGAGAUGGGUGCAGAGGAAGUACAUGAUCUAUAACUAUUGCUCUGAUGUUAAGAGGUACCCCCGUGGACGUCCAAGAGAGUGCAGGCUCAGAUGAGCGUACUUUUAUGGAUCAUAUGUCAUUGUAAUAUAUAUAAGAAUUACCUGUCGUAUUAUUAUCAUGUACCUCCUGUCAAUUUAUCUUUGUUAAAUUCGACGGGCUACCAUAUUUGUCUUGUAUGUUGUAAUAAAUUCAAUAAAUAUAGAGAUAUAUCUA